CUCACGUCGUCGUCGUCGUCGUCGUCGUCGUCGUCGUCGUCGUAGUCGUCGUGGUACGCUUGCCUCCUCCUCCUCCUCUUCGGCUCGGCGACUGCGGGAGGGAGAGCGUCUGCUCAGCGGGUCGCGCCGCCCGUUCCGGCCCACCACUCCGCGGCUGGCUGAGCACGCUGCAGUGCUCAGGCCUCGACGCCCCGAGCUCUCUCCAGCCUCCCGUCCCGCGAGGCGGAGCGGCGUGCGAUCGGCUUGCAGGGUGCAGCGUGUCAGCGGGGCCGACGCCGCGGCACCCCGAGCAGAAAAAGUUCCGGAUCGGAGCACCCCUUGGACUGCCCCCGCCCAUUCCCCCGCCCCCGUCAGGGUCUUGCUCCCUGUUGCCCAUGCGCGCACCCGAGCCGCACAUCAGUCGAUCGCGAUCCGGAGCCCCUAUGAACAAGCUGCGCCGGUCAUGAGUCCGAGCCUCCCUUCAGCACCUCUCCGCUCAGGGCCCUAAGGUCUGAACGUCUGCAAGCAGCAGUGCCUGGAGCUCCUGGAGCACCACGGGAUGGCCUGCGUCGGGCUGGCGUGGGCGGCUGACCCACAGGAGGAGGACGCCUGCCAGCUGGAGGGCGCCCCACGGUGCGUCCUGUACUAUGGGAAGGAGCCAGUGAAGGCGACCACGAGCAUCUACCAGCAGUACGAUUGCUACAUGGCGCCGAUGUUGCCGGCGGCCCCCGCGCCGGCGCUGCUGGGCGCCGCGCCGCCCCCGGCGCCCCGCGGCGGGUCCUGGUGGACAGGCUUCCUGAAGUCCACCAAGGACCUGCCUCCGAUCUCCCGGGCGGCCGCGCUGCUGGGCUGGGCGCUGGUGGUGUGCGCCUGCCUGCUGGGGCUGCUGCGCGGGCACAUGUCCGAGCUCUGCGCGGCGUGCAGAGGCUACGCGCCGGUGUCCCGCCAGAUGCUGGCCGCCGAGGCUGCCGAGGAGGAGAGCGGCGGCGCCGUGGGAGCGGGCUCGCCGACGAGGGCGGGAGGGCCGGGAGGGCCGCGCUGCUGGCCAAGAAGACGGAGGAGCCUGCUGGCCGAGCACGGGAAGACACCGCUGGAGCACCACUUCCGCGUCUCGCUGAUCUGGGAAGCGCAGGGCGUGGACCUGGACCUGUGGCUCACCCUCCCCGACGGCCAGCAGUGCGGGUGCAGCCGGAGGAGAGAUGUCGCCAGUUCGAGCUCGACAUCGACAACAGGGGGUCUGGGGCGGCGGCCAACGUGGAGAACAUCACGGCGCACGCUCCCCUGAGCGACGGCCUCUACACGGUCGAGGUCCACCUCUACGACAGCAGCACGCCGCCCCAGAGCGAGG
Molecule: messenger RNA, 1327 nt
Organism: Prorocentrum cordatum
Lineage: Eukaryota; Dinophyceae; Prorocentrales; Prorocentraceae
Source: the annotation of a GenBank genome assembly